UGGAAAGCGAAAGAGGUGGAGCCAAUGGGUGGAGAGCUAGUUCGCAAUUGGGUGGCGUGGUGAGAGGCUGUUGCUAGGCAGGCUAAGAUGGCUGCCUUGGACAGGGUCAAGGUGCUGGUGCUGGGGGACUCCGGUGUUGGGAAAUCUUCACUUGUUCAUCUGUUGUGCCAAAAUCAGGUGUUGGGAAAUCCAUCUUGGACUGUGGGCUGCUCAGUGGAUGUGCGAAUUCAUGACUACAAAGAGGGGACCCCAGAAGAGAAGACCUACUACACUGAGUUGUGGGAUGUUGGAGGUUCAGUGGGCAGCGCUAGUAGUGUGAAAAGCACACGAGCAGUAUUUUACAACUCUGUGAAUGGCAUCAUUUUGGUGCAUGACUUAACCAACAAAAAGUCCUCUCAAAACUUGUAUCGCUGGUCACUGGAAGCCCUCAACAGGGAUGUGGUUCCAACAGGAGUUCUCGUAACAAAUGGGGACUAUGACCGCGAACAGUUUGCUGAUAACCAGAUUCCCCUACUGGUGAUAGGAACCAAACUGGACCAGAUCCCAGAGGCUAAGCGCAAUGAAGUUUUGACCAGAACAGCUUUCCUGGCUGAGGAUUUCAAUGCAGAAGAGAUUAAUUUGGACUGCACCAACCCCCGCUAUCUGGCUGCAGGUUCAUCCAAUGCUGUCAAGCUCAGCAGGUUUUUUGAUAAGGUCAUAGAGAAGAGGUACUUUUUACGAGAUGGUAAUCAGAUUCCUGGCUUUUCAGAUAGAAAAAGAUUUGGAGGAGGCACGCUGAAGAAUCUUCAUUAUGACUGAACGCUGCUCACCGUCCAGAGAUUGAGCAGGAGAGGCGUUCUCUCCAUUUGCAACAACAUUCCUAUCCUGUCGGAUGCUUCAAGGCAGUGAUGCUCAUGCCAGGCAGAAUAAAGAGUAAGCAGUGCUCCAGCUCAACUAGUGGAGCUACUGAUGCUGAUGAAGGCACAGGAGAAAAUUCCCCAGACCUGACUUGGGGUCUAGACUCUCCUAGGCUCACAGGCCCUCUGGAAAUAUGGGAUCUUUUGGGAUUUGUGCAAUAAAUUUAGUGUCUUCCACACAGCUGUGGAAAGCAUUAUCAUGUACAGCAUGUAUGUGUAAUUUUUUUCCUCCAUUUUGGAAGAUUUAUGAACUCUCCACAAUGAAUUACAUUCACUUUGUCUCUAGCUGAAAGAUGAGACUGAGUGGGCUUUUCAUUUGCACUUAAGUAAAGAAAAACAAGGAAAGCAGAAUGAAUCUAAACGUGUAAGGAAUGGAAUAGAAAGGAAAUAUUAGAAUGUCAUUAUAUAAAUGAAUGGGUGCAGCUUCUUCUGGAACAUUGUGUUCAUUUCUCCUCAAAAAGGGUGUAACAAAAAUAGACCGGUGAUGAAGAUGAUUUAAAGCCUGAAAAAAAUCUCUCUAGGAAGACACUGGUGUUUAUAUUGAUGUUUAGAUUGGAAUUGUUUACCUUGGAGAGGAGAGAGAUGGUGAAUGUUGUGCUCCUAUUUAUCUUAUUUCACAUUUAAAUGUCUCCUUAUAUUUGUAUUAACUUUUAAAAGGAAAAAAAAAAAUCACAUUUUUGAAAGAAGCAGUCUUAUGUACAGGACACACUAAACUCAAUACGAUAAGAUUAUUAUUGAGAACAGGACCACAAGGCAGCUCUGAAGAGGAUAAGACAAAAAUAAAUAUAAGAAUCCUUGUGGAUAGAAAUAUAGAAGGGAAAUAACACCUAUGUGCUUUUGGUUUGGAGGCUAUAAGUGCUGCGGAUUGGAAAGAGCAUUCCCAUAAAAAA
Gavialis gangeticus (Gharial) is the source of this 1786-nucleotide messenger RNA. It is a transcript of the gene RABL3, whose product is annotated as RAB, member of RAS oncogene family like 3. Gene Ontology annotation, cellular component: endomembrane system. The record is from RefSeq and is a predicted model, not a curated record. NCBI's taxonomy places the organism in Eukaryota, Metazoa, Chordata, Crocodylia, Gavialidae. Gene Ontology annotation, molecular function: GTPase activity. Bases 88 to 798 code for a protein of 236 amino acids. Gene Ontology annotation, biological process: intracellular protein transport. The transcript has 8 exons.